GUAUCGGCGGCUCAUUGUGAAAAUGUCAGGCGUGAAAAGAAAAGUCGAGGAUAAGGACCCAGACUAUGAGGAUAUCUCAGUCUGUCGUCAGGAAAAGCGACACAAAGCAGUUGAACAUUCAGCACGUGAAGCUACUCUGCAGAAGAUUGAACUUAUUAUCAAGGAACAGUUUACAAUGGAGAUGAAGAACAAAGAGCACGAGAUUGAGAUUAUAGAUCAGCGUCUGAACGAAGCCAGAAGAAUGAUGGACAAACUUCGUGCCUGCAUCGUGGCCAAUUACUAUGCAUCAGCUGUGCAACCCAAGAUGACUGAGGGCCCAAAGCCAUAUGAUCCUACUGUCUUCAAUCACCCAGUCAUCAAGAAAUUUUUAGAAUCUCCUUCCCGGUCAUCCUCUCCAGGCAAUCAACGAUCUGAAACUCCAUCAGCCAACCAGUCAGAAACAGAUUCAGUCAAUCACCAGGCAGAUACCUUUCUGGACAAAGAGAAUGAUCAGGAACAGCUCACUGCAGCAAGCGAGGACAUUCAAACGUAUAGAUCCGAUAAAAGAGCAGGGAGGAACACUGGCCAGGAUACCUUUGGAGUCCCAACCCCACAGGAAAUAGAACAAAGAUGUACCUACCUCACCACCAGUGAAGAUCCAUCACGCCUUUACAUCAAGAAGACAAUUGUUGUUGGCAACGUUUCAAAGUAUAUUCCCCCAGACAAAAGGGAGGAGAAUGAUCAGUCCACCCACAAGUGGAUGGUUUAUGUGCGUGGCUCUCGGAAAGAACCGACAAUUGAUCAUUUUGUGAAGAAGGUCUGGUUCUUUCUGCAUCCCAGCUAUAAGCCAAAUGACCUGGUGGAAGUCAGUGAACCUCCAUUUCACUUGACCAGACGAGGCUGGGGUGAAUUCCCUGUACGUAUUCAAAUUCACUUCAGGGACCUGCGCAACAAGAGAAUAGACAUCAUUCACCAGCUGAAGCUGGAUAGAACAUACACUGGCUUGCAGACUCUUGGUGCAGAAACGGUGGUUGACGUUGAACUGCACCGUGACUCUCUUGGUGAGGACUACCUUCCCACAGCUUUGGCUCCUUCUGGCUCCUCUGCAGUACUUCUUUCUUCAUCCUCCUCUUGCUCCUCCUCUUCCAGCAGGACACCUCAAUCUGUCACCCCUGUUCAACCUGCAAUGUCCUCCACUCCCCCAAUGACAUCAGCCGGAGCAGUGCACGUGUCUCUAGCAACUUUGAGUUCUGCUGCUGGGAAGCAGUCACACGACUCUCUGGGAUUUACUUCAGAAAAAGUUAAGUUGGAAAUCCCUGUUAAAAGUGAAAUGGGUCCUAGCAGUCACUCAGGACAGUCUUCCCUGGAGCGCACACCAACCAGACCAGUGGCCACUCAGAAGGUCACGUUUGGAACUCAUGGAAACUCAGCGUUCCAACCGAUCACUGCCAGUUGCAAGAUUGUCCCUCAGGGGCAGCUUCCCAGCCCUUCUGAUUCUCCAGGGAAGUCCUUCCAGCCCAUCACCAUGAGCUGCAAAAUUGUGUCAGGCUCACCAAUCUCAACUCCGAGUCACUCUCCUUUGCCACGUACCCCGACCUCUACUCCUGUCCACAUGAAGCAAGGAUCAUCUGUCUCCGUUAUGAGUAAUCCCUAUAUUAUAGUGGACAAACCUGGACAGGUGAUUGGCGUAUCAACAUCAAACACUGCAGGGAGCCCCACGACAAAGCAGACAGGCAUUUCACAAGGGGCCCGUUCACCCAUCCCCAAAAUACACGGCAGUAGCUUCAUUGCAACAACUGUGAAGCAGGAAGAUGCACUCUUUGCAGCUAUGCCCCCGUUGUGCCCCAUUGGAAGCCAUUCCAAGGUUCAGAGCCCCAAAACUGUGACGGGGGGUCUUGGAGGAUUCACCAAGGUAAUCAUCAAGCAGGAACCAGGGGAAGCAGUAGCCCAGCAGUCGGGGGUCACAGCUGUGUCUACACAGCAGGCUGUGCAGCAGUUUAUGACUGUGAAGGGUGGCCAGGUGAUUGCAGUUUCUCCGCAGAAACACAGCAGUGGACUCGGGACAGGAGUUACCCAGACCAAGGUCGUUGGGAUUCCGGUGGGUUCAACUUUGCAGCCAGUGGUGAAGCAGGCGGUGGCACUCAGUGGUGGGCAGAUAAUUGUUGCCAAACCAGGCACCACUGUUGCCCGGGCUGUCAGUCAGAAGCAGAUUGUGGCGCAGGGGGUGGCGAAGGCUGUUGUGAGCGGAGCAAGUGGAGCCGUUGUUGCAGCGCCUGUGCAGGCGGUCACCAAGUCUCAGAGUUCGUCCACUGUGCAAAAAUCAGGCUCGCAAGGCUCAGUUAUGGCAACGCUACAGCUUCCAGCCACCAACUUAGCCAACCUGGCUAACCUCCCCCCAGGGACCAAACUGUACCUAACAACCAACAGCAAGAACCCCUCUGGCAAAGGAAAGUUGCUGUUAAUACCUCAGGGGGCCAUCCUGCGUGCUGCUCAACCAGCAGCAGCGCAGCAAGUGCAGGGAGCAUCAACAGGCACGGCUGGUAGCAUACAGGGGACCGUGGUUAGUGGAUUACCCCAGCAGCUGGGCUACACAUCGUAUAUCCUUAAGCAAACGCCACAGGGCACGUUUCUGGUUGGCCAGCCGGUCACUCAGGCCUCUGUGAAGCAUGGACCUGGCAGCUCAGUGGCGUCUGGCAUGGUAGUGCAGGGGCCGUCUUCUACAAGCACCCAACAGCAGGCAAUCAGAGUCUCUGCUGCACAAAAAGCAGUGUUUGCACAGGUUGUCCCCAGUGCUCAGGUGUCUUCUCUGCACUCAGCUGCUGUUUCCUCACUCGUCCAAUCUCCCUCACCUGAUGGAGCAGCAAGGACACUAUCCAUAGCGUCUCCUCUCUCACAGCCUGGCACCACCACUCUGCGGGUAGCUGGAGGAGUCAUUACAACAGCCAGCCUCUCAACACCAGUAUCAGGAACAACACCAGCAACCGUAGGAACUAUGGCUCUGCAGUCAGAAGUAAAGGGCUCCAGCCCUCCUGUGAAUCCAGCUGUGUCCACAGUGAAAAUCUCAGGCCAGCAGCCCUCCGUCCCAGUGUCCCAGGCAGAACCCAGCACCAGCCAGUCGCCUUGUGUUGUUUCUGUUAGCUCACAGGUGGCCCAUGUGGUGGUUUCGCAGCCCAGUGCUGGAGGAUCCAACAAGGCCAGCAGUUCAGCUGGUUCUGGUGUGGCCUCUUUUGCAUCCAGCUCCAUAGCUGCAACAAACACAUUGAGUGGACAAGUCACACCAUCCAUAUCAGUGAAGGCUGAGCCUGGAUCUCUGGGUGCUUGCUUUAGCCCCUCAGUACCCACAGCAAGCACUGUGAAAGUGGAGCAAGGAGGAUCGGAUGGGCCAUUUGAAAUUAUUGACCUCGAAUACAUUGAGAAUAUACAGCAGCUACUGACUGCCAUCCUGAAGAAGGUGCCUCUGAUUGCUCUCAAGAAAAACGAGGACUCCAACCCAUUCUGUGCUACCUCUCUGGAGCAGUAUUACAGCUGGAAUAUUGGGAAGCGGAGAGCUGCAGAGUGGCAGCGUGCAGUAGCCGUCAGAAAGAUUCUGCAGGAGGUGAUGGAGAAAUGCUCACGGUUCAGUAGCACAGAUGUCAUGAAGACUAAGCAAAUCAUGUACUGGUGUCGCCAGCGCGGGUACACCCCCCCUGACCCAGAGACUGCCGUCAUCGAGGAGGAUUCGAUGGAAGAUAUACUAGCUCGAAUCGACAACGAGCCAGAAUGCCCUUCCACGUACAGCGUGGCCAGUGAGCUCUGUCAAAGACUCAUGGAGGUGGAGGCCAUUUUGAAAACGGAAUCUGAGAGCGAUGAAGAGGUUGACAUAAUUGGCACAGCCGAGUCUUCUAAAGUGAAAAUCAAGAAGGAACUGGAGGAGGAGGAUGAUGAAGAGGUCAAAUUCUACAUGGGGCUGAUGCCAGCCAUGGAGUAUGCCAGAGACACAGCCCAGCAGAUUGGUGUCACGAUUGAACCCAUUGAGGUGGAGAGCCGUGUCUAUGCCCCAGUGAUUGAAGGGAUGAUCGUAAAGGCUGCUGAACUAUUUGUAAGUGACAUCCUUCGAGAGUCUUUGAAAGUCGCAUACCAGAGCACGCCCCAGAACAGAGCACCCAAAGAACUGAAUGUAAUCAACGUCCACCAAGCCAUCUGUAACGUCUCUGUCUGCGACUUCCUCACCAACAAGUACAUGGGCAUGCUGGCUACAGAACAGACCCCACAGCAGGGAUUAUGAAGGGAUUCACACGCUUUCCAUUCCAUUGAAGGCAGGGAUUUGGCAAUGUCCAAAGCCACUGUUACACUGACAUAUCGCUGCAGCCGUUGUGCCCACGAUGGUCACUGCGCCAAUGCAUGCCGUCAGUACUCAUCGUGGAGCCACGGAAGCUUCCGGAAGUAGUGCUCCAAGUUGGAGCUGGCUGUUGUCAGAGGUUGGGUAGGAGCUGUAGCAGGAAUGUGUUUAUGUUCAGUCAAGACCUGGAAAAAGACAAAAUGCUGGCAAUGUACAUUUUUACGUCUUUGGAUUGGUGUGUCAAGGACAAAACUGGAUUAAUGAUGUGCACACACUGUGAUGGAGGGCUUAAAUCAAAGUCAUCUCCCUUCAAUCUAAACAGCUCACACCUCUGGUCCAAAUGACAUCAUGCAAUGACUAAAGCAGCUUGUCAUUGUAAUUGUUAUUAAAUAUUGUUUUUAAAGAAAAAAGUACCUCACAGUUUUGAAAUUCCACAGCACGCUGCAUGCCCUUUACAGACAGAAAUUAAAUUGCCCAUCAGUAGCAACAGGGUAUUACGGUUUCAUUUGUACAAUCUCCCAUCUACCAGCUUGCCUUUAAUAAGGGCUGUAAUAGAAGGACCUAGCUGUACCUGACAGUUCUGCUUACUGCCCUCACGCAGCCAGCUUUACAGCACCAAUGACAGCUAAAAGUGCACCGUCUCCACCAUCUCGUCCCACUGCCCUGGCUUUUGGGGAGGGGUGGCCUUCAAAGCCAUCAUCAUCUCUAUAGCUUAUUGAUGAAUGGGAGCUUGGCUCCAUUUCUGAUCUCACUUGCCAGCGGCCAUUGUACUUGUUUCUUGUGCUGUUGGUUUAACUUGGUCAGAGAGUUGCAUUGUGCAGCGCAGUCAAUUAGCUCGAGUAGCAAGAUAGGCUCUUACGUCCAUGAGCUGGAUGGUUAUGCUGUUGCUGGAUAAGAUUAUAACCUAGCUGGAACAGUAAUGUGUUCCACUCUCUUUCCCUUGUUCCUGAAGCUCAUUAAUAAGUUAAAAAUCUAAUUGAAUAAAAUCAAUUUGAAUGGAAAAAA
Stegostoma tigrinum is the source of this 5302-nucleotide messenger RNA. It is a transcript of the gene yeats2, whose product is annotated as YEATS domain containing 2. Gene Ontology annotation, biological process: chromatin remodeling; regulation of transcription by RNA polymerase II. The transcript has 28 exons. Gene Ontology annotation, cellular component: NuA4 histone acetyltransferase complex. The coding region runs from base 23 to 4243 and encodes 1406 amino acids. Gene Ontology annotation, molecular function: histone binding. Lineage: Eukaryota; Metazoa; Chordata; Chondrichthyes; Orectolobiformes; Stegostomatidae. The record is from RefSeq and is a predicted model, not a curated record.